Pseudo-nitzschia multistriata is the source of this 1699-nucleotide messenger RNA. NCBI's taxonomy places the organism in Eukaryota, Bacillariophyta, Bacillariophyceae, Bacillariales, Bacillariaceae. The record is from the annotation of a GenBank genome assembly.
UUACAAUUGGCAUCGAUAGUAAGAACGAUCAGUCAUCUUGCAUACUUUCUGUGCGAGGACAAGAACCGAAACAAAUGAGAUUUGAAAGUGAGACAAGUAUCAUGGAACAGAGCUUCAUGAUUCCCGAUGCUGAAAAUUCUGUGAUGGCUUUCUUGCAACGUUUUCGGGACAACGGCGCUCGUUUCGUUAGUUCUGCAUAUUUGUGAGUGCAUGAGGCUAUGAUUCUAUUCCUUUCCUUCAUUUUUUCCAGGCAUUUCCUAAUCGGAUCUCUUUUUCAAAAAUCAAACGGAAUUCUGUCCUAAAAGAAUGUCAUCCCACGAUAGCUUCAACACGUCAAUCAUUGAUGGAUCCAUCUUCACUUCCCUCUCUGAAGAUGUUUUCACUUUGGUCAAUGCACAACUUACAUUACUCGAUGACUUUCUUGAAAGUUCAAAAGUUUCAACGACAGAGACUGGCGAUGGUGUAGUCGCCGAUGCUUUGCUAUCCAUAUUCAGAAUUAUACGUUGUAAACAAAUACAUUAUGGUCGCACUUCUCUAUUUCUCCACGACUUGAAAAGUUGCAUUGCAAGAGCGAAUGACUAUACAAAAAUGACGAGGAAAACCAACAAUACUAUGCAGUACAUUUCUAAAAGACACUACAAUCACUUGACUUGGAACGCUGAAAGAUCGGAAACGAACUUGUUUGAGUGGGAUUCUGCUGCAAGCCUCGUGGAACACGAGGCAGCACGUUUGGUGGACCGACUCAGUUUGGACGCCGUAGAAGCAUCACAAAAAGCGGCAAUUCAAAUUAUACAGAUAGUCGAAUACCUCGAUAUUCCCCGCGAAUUAUUUGGCAGACAUUGGGAAGAAGAUCUCACGAACAACGAAGUGGCCAAAUACAUAGUAACAGUAUUUGGCAACUACCUCUCGGAUGUUAAGGAUUCUUUAGUUUCGCAAUACCUUUAUCACAAAGUCGUUGUGGCACUUGUCCGAUGCACAGUUUGUUUCUAUAUAAAACGAUUCAUUCUCAAAGCCGAUAGAGUGAGAUACUCUAUUCGACAGCGAAGAAAUCGCAUGAAGAGUCAGGAAUUCUUCAGUAAUCCAAGGAGAGCACAGAUGCGGAUGACGCAUGACAUCGAAGUAUUUCAAAAAUUUUUCCUCGAUGUUUCAGAUGGAAGUAAGAUACUUCAGAAAAUUGUUGCCGAUGAAUUCUCGGUUUUGGAUCAGUUGCUUUUAGAGUGCUCCAUCUAUGCAUUAAGUCGAUGCGGUUUUGAGAACCUCGAGGAAUUUAUCAUUGUGGUAUACAAACGAAGUGGAGCACAUGCAGAUGUUACAAGACAUCUAUUGUCAGACAUUUUUUUGUUGAUGAAUGGAGAAGACAAAGAUCGAUGCGUAAGAAAGACAAUCCAAAAUCUGAAUGAAGACCUCGAUAAGAUAAAAGAAAGAAUCGUAGAGAGAAGAAAUGAGCAUCCGUCAGUUCAGACAGCAAAGGCUAAUGCUGCCUAUUUUUGUCUGGAAGAAAUGUUGGAGGCAUCAUACAACGAAAGAAUCAUUCAGGAAAAUAUGGCUCUCUGCGCAGGAGUUGGAAAAGAUAUCAUUGAGCUACGAAAACAAAUCACCGGGAGCAAAAAAAUACAUUGAUUAGGACUAAUAUUUUCCAACUUUUUUUGGCACGUUAGAAACGAUCAGAAUUUAAUGUAGGCCUAAUACGAUUUUUGAU